AAAAAAAAAAAAAUAGAUGUCCUACAAAUUGAUACCUUUUAAGUAGCCAGGUUUGAAAACAGAGGUCAAUAAUAAUAACAUUAUUUGGUGUAAUCCUAACUUGCAGGUAAGUGUACACAAAAAAACAGCGAACUGAGAAUUUUAGCUUCCCUAUGCAAUUGAAGACAGGUAAGGGACUCAUUUUUAGUUAACUGUACGUAUGCGAAUAGUAAAUAUGCGAAAGACGUUUCACCAGCUACAUACAACACUAUUGGUAGUUUCAAAAAGUGAUUUGUCAAAAAUACUAGGUAUACUUUCUCAAAGAUUUAUUCAAAAUUAACCAAAAAUAAGUUGCAGAUAACAGCAGGUAAAAAGAAGCCACUCUUAUUAUUACAACAAUUUUUAAAACGGAUAUAGAUUAUUCCACAAAAAAUAAAAUUCUGUUCCAAGGCCUAACCAUUAAUAUAUUAUCUUUUAGUUGAUUAUUUUAUUUAACGUUAUGAUUAGAUUUGUAUUUUUUCUUUAAAGAAUAUUCUAUCUUCAAAUUUUAUCGCGAGAAAUUAUUCACGAAAAAAAAAUUUUCUCCGAGUUUUCUAAAAAAAUAAUUCUAAUAAAUCUGUUUGUAAUUAUAAAUUCAAAUACUGUAAAUACCAUUUUUUUGUUGUUCAUGAUUAGCUUUUACCCGCGUCUUAUUCGUUCGCGUUGAUAUCCUAAAUACGUGUCAAAAAUCAUCGACGACCACACAAAAUUAAUUUUUUCUAUCCCUUGGGAACAGUAACUUUUGUGUAUAAAAGGUACCCUGUAUCCUCUUCUAUGCCCCUGACAAUGUGUUUACAACAUUUUUGAUGAGUCCUUGUAUUCGUUUACGUUUUUAAUUUUUUUUUAAAGAAAUGUUUAUGUAUUCAUAUAAAUUAUCAAGUGAUAGAAAGAUAAAGAAACUAGUUCACCUCUACAUUGUCCUUCACGGACUGAAUUUAGUCAAGAUAUGGCCUAUGGUGUGUGGUCAACAUGAUGGCCAAUUGUAUCCUUAUUUCGAAGUUGAACGUGGUGCCUGUUUUGUGUUGUUUAGUGAAUCCUUUGCAAAUGUUAGUUUGAUAGACUUUUAAUACUACUAGUUUGCAACAAAUUUCUUUCGCAAUAAAAGAUGGAAAUAGCGGAGGAAAUUAUUCGUAACGUAACAGAACAUAUUGGAGUGACUGAAAUUGAAACAGCUCUACGACGUUUCGGUUGGGCCGAUUAUAUGGUAUUUAUACUCAUGCUAACUGUUUGCAUUGGAAUUGGAAUAUAUUUCGGUGUCUAUAAUGCAGCAACUUCGUCUCAGGAAUAUCUUGUUGGAGAACGUGCCAUGAAGACUGUUCCGAUUGCAAUGUCACUAAUUGCCAGCUUCGUGAGUGGUAUAUCACUACUAGGCAUUCCCACAGAAAUAUACGUGUACGGAAUACAAUACGUGUAUAUUUUCGGAGGUGUUAUACUAAUGGGUAUUAUAAUGGAAAAUGUAUUCUUACCUGUUUUCCAUAAUCUAAAAGUCACGUCAACUUAUGAGUAUUUGGAAAGAAGAUUUGAUAAACGGAUAAGAUUCUUUGGAGCACUUCUUUUUUCUAUUAACUUGAUAACAUGGCUCCCUUUGGUAGUUUAUGUACCUGCCCUGGCUUUUAAUCAAGUUACCGGUGUAAAUAUUCACCUUGUCACACCAAUAGUAUGCCUAAUUUGCAUAUUUUAUACGUCAGUGGGAGGUAUAAAAGCGGUUGUAUGGACUGACGUAAUCCAAACCGUGUUAAUGUUGCUGGCAAUAAUUCUUGUUAUCGUCAAGGGGUCGUUGGAUGUAGGUGGAUUUGGCGUAGUUUGGGAACGAAACUGGAUUAGCGGCCGCAUUGAAUCACCCAACUUAGAUCCAAACCCACUCUCUAGAACUACAUUAUGGUCUUUAAUAUUUGGUGGAUGUAUCUACUGGCUUCAAUCAAGUGGAGUAAAUCAAAACAUGAUGCAGAGAUAUCUUUCUUUGCCAUCACUUUCAGCAACAAGAAGGGCAUUGUGGAUAUUCGUUGCUGGAUUUUGUCUGAUUAUAUUUCUUUGUUCAUACACUGGUUUACUGCUGUAUGCCACAUACCACGAUUGCGACCCUCUAACAACCACAUUAGCUAAGGAAAAAGAUCAACUACUUCCCGUCCUUGUUAUGGAAGUUUUAGGGAAAUUUCCUGGAUUACCGGGACUGUUUGUGGCUGGUGUCUUCAGUGCAGCAUUAAGUUCCCUUUCCACGGGAUUGAAUUCCAUGUCUGCAGUAGUACUCGAAGAUGUUUAUAAAUCAUUCCUAAGGAAAGAAGUCACGGAGAAACAAAGUUGCAUAAUAAUGAGGAUAACUGUGAUAAUUUUUGGAAUGAUUUGUGUUGGCAUGGUUGGUAUUGUAGAAAAAUUAGGAGCCGUAUUACAGGCUACAAUGAGUAUUGGGGCUAUUGCCCAUGGACCUUCAUUAGCUCUAUUUAGUAUGGGUGUUCUUCUUCCUUGGGUAACAGCUAAGGGAGCACUUGUGGGUAGUGCCUUUGGUCUGAUCUUUAUGUCCUGGCUGUGUUUGAAUGCACAGGCGGCUCUUGCUUCUGGCAAUUUAAGUUUCCCGGAAAAGCCAGUUGACACAGGCGGUUGCCUUUACCAUUUUACCCCGAACCAACUAUCUGGUUUUCAACUGAAUGCUACUAAUGUCACUCAUACAGAUGAAACCUUCAUGCUCUAUCGAGUUUCGUACCUGUGGUACACAUUAGUGGGCGCAUUAGUUUCUAUGUCUGUAGCUUUAAUCACAAGCUUUAUCACUAGACCAUUAGACCCUAGGGAUAUCGACCCAAAACUACUGGCACCAUUCGUUAGACGGUUCAUUCCGGCAAGGAACUAUCCAAAUCAACCUAAAUCCGACGAAGUCAUAUACGCCUACGAAUUCGAAAGGGUAAGGUGAGAAUAAAAUAAACUGCCCUAAUAACUCUACCUUUUACCACAACAGUAGAUAUAUAUGUAUAUGUACGUAAAUUGUUAGCGUACUUAUUCUCUACUCUAACAAAUGUUCUUUUGGCAGUUUAUUUAUGUAAACUUCCCAUGCGUCAAAAAUUUUAACUAGAACUAUUAAGGGAAGAUCAAUUUGGGUUUAGAAGA
Molecule: messenger RNA, 3114 nt
Organism: Agrilus planipennis (emerald ash borer)
Lineage: Eukaryota; Metazoa; Arthropoda; Insecta; Coleoptera; Buprestidae
Product: sodium-coupled monocarboxylate transporter 1-like
Exons: 14
Coding region: 1124-2920 (598 amino acids)
Biological process (GO): transmembrane transport; sodium ion transport
Cellular component (GO): membrane
Molecular function (GO): symporter activity
Source: RefSeq, a predicted model, not a curated record